AUGCGCGGAUGGGUAGGACAGUGGGCAGACAGUACGCAGACGCAGCCGACAACUGCAGACGCAGGCACUCAAGCUGAUAAAGAGCAGGAGGGCGGACGGUUGAGUGGGCGGGCGGACGAGCGGCGGGUGGACGAGCAAGCGGACGGAUGGACCAGCGGGCAGGCGGAUCAGCGGCGGGAGGACCAGCGGGCAGCCGGCGAGCGGCAGGUGGACGAGCCGCACAAGCAGCGGCGCGGUGACCAGCACGAAUGGCGCGUAAGCAGUGCGUCUGCAGGGACGAAUGGUGCGUCUGCGGGUACGAACAGCAGCGUAUCGACCAGCAGGGUCCCUGCGGAAUACACGGGCAGCAUCAUGCAUAUCAUGAUCAUCGACGGUGUCGACUGCAGCCCGUACGUCCCCUCCGCCUCGUCUCAAACACUGUCGCUGACACUUGACCUCCGUGGGAAGCUGCAUGCGCACUGUACCUGGUGCUCCAGGAGCCUACGAGCCGUCGUCUACGCCCGCGAACCCGAGCUUGGUGAGCACAGCGUGGAGCAUGCCGCGCCCGGCCUGUAUUGGCUUGCUGCGGCUCGCACCCGCCCACCAUCUACGAUUUCGCUCUUUGCCGUCCCACAUAUAGAGUCGUCGGCAUUCACGACCACGACCUCCCCACGGCUCUACUUCUCGGAACUGUGGCUGCAUGCACCACCUCACCAUGACGUCCCCGAGCGCAUCGUGCAGGUCGUGGAAGAGUGCAAGUGCGGGACGAAGCGCACCUCGACAUCCCAAUACCCUAAGCUUAUAAGCUUGACAGACGGGGGUCCCCUGUCAAGCUACACCGCGGGUUCGCGACCGGUACUACUGGAUAUGGUGUUAGAUGCUGCCGGGGCUAUCGGGCCUGUUAUCUACUGCGAUAAGAUCACCGUCCCGCCCUCGGGCGCCGUCGCUCCUGGGCCGAGUCCCGCUCCCCUCGGCGUUGUCUCGGCGGCGCUUCCCCGCCUCCCACGCGCCAUCGCGCGCGCUGUCGUCCUCGUCGUCGGCCACAACGACGACGACUAA
Messenger RNA from Fomitopsis serialis, 1038 nucleotides. RefSeq lists its product as uncharacterized. The record is from RefSeq and is a predicted model, not a curated record. The transcript has 7 exons. The coding region runs from base 1 to 1038 and encodes 345 amino acids. NCBI's taxonomy places the organism in Eukaryota, Fungi, Basidiomycota, Agaricomycetes, Polyporales, Fomitopsidaceae.